AGCAGGGUACCCUGCAGAGAGAUGCUGACACACUUUGUUCAUAGUUUCCUCAGGUUUUUUAAUAUCCAUAGCCCCUAUAGUUUUGGGGCUAUGAAGCUGGUGAUACCGAUAUAGAUAUAUAGAUAUAGGUUGUAUUGUGUAGUUAUUAUUUUGGUUGUAGCUGCAUAGACUAGGCCUACAAGAUGACGGUCGUAGAUAUUGCAACAAUCUUUCUUGAUUAUAAUAUAUUACGCUUUCCCUUAUUCUGCGUUUUACUGCUGUCAUUGCUUCUUGUGUCUCAGUUAUCAACCGGAGAUGAAAGCGUACAGCGCCAGGGCUGAGCUGGACGAGAGAGGCCGAGGGAGGGAGAGGGGCAGAGACCGAAGGGAGAAGCACCGGGACCAGGAAGACGGAUGUCUCUCCCGACAGACAUCCGCCACAUCGCUGUACUCACAGGGUUCAUCAGAGCAUCACACAGGGAAGCGUAAAUCUGCAAAAGAGAGAGUACUUUCUGAACCCGCUCCAAUGCAGGGAUGGAUGUCCAAGCUGGAGACAGAUGGAAAGUGGAGGAAGCACUGGUUUGUCUUGGAUGAUGUGGCGCUGAAAUACUACAGGGACUUGGAGGCUGAGGAGUCAGACGACCCAGAGGGAGAGAUUGAGCUCAUGACCUGUGUGAAUGUGUCAGACUGUGAAGUGGAGAAAAAUCACGGCUUUCAAAUUCAGACAAAGAGGGCAGUGUUCACUCUGUCCGCCACAACCUCCAGAAUACGGAGGAACUGGGUCAAGCUGCUAAAGCAGGCCAUCCAGCAACACACGCAGUAAGUCGGCCGUUAAAGACAAAAGUGAGCAAGUGCAAGUAUGGUGGGCUCCUGAACACUGAUAUAUACCAAGAGGGUAGAAAAUACUGAUGCAAUUGGGAGUCGUGAUUCUUGCAAAAGCAUUGCAAAAUAUUACUGCAUCCCUGCAUAUAAUAGCAGGUAUACCACUCAGCAUAAAGUAAAAAGGCUGCUGUUGCCGCACUUUUUACCCUCAUAAAAUGUUACUUAUUGCUCUUAGUAACUUUAUAAAAAAUAUUAGCAAAUAAUAUGUACCAGCUAAUAUAAACAUUUUAUGCACUCUUGGAAUACCUUGAGCAUGCUAGAGGGGCAUGUCUUCGAAAAACCAUUUUCUGAAUUCCUGAGCAUGGCCAGAAAGG
This is a messenger RNA of Gadus macrocephalus (Pacific cod), 1174 nucleotides long. RefSeq names its product myosin phosphatase Rho-interacting protein-like. The transcript is spliced from 6 exons. Gene Ontology annotation, cellular component: actin cytoskeleton. Gene Ontology annotation, molecular function: actin filament binding. Gene Ontology annotation, biological process: positive regulation of substrate adhesion-dependent cell spreading; actin filament organization. The record is from RefSeq and is a predicted model, not a curated record. Bases 295 to 801 code for a protein of 168 amino acids. NCBI's taxonomy places the organism in Eukaryota, Metazoa, Chordata, Actinopteri, Gadiformes, Gadidae.